This is a messenger RNA of Cyphellophora europaea CBS 101466, 2532 nucleotides long. RefSeq names its product alpha-glucuronidase A. Gene Ontology annotation, biological process: xylan catabolic process. NCBI's taxonomy places the organism in Eukaryota, Fungi, Ascomycota, Eurotiomycetes, Chaetothyriales, Cyphellophoraceae. The record is from RefSeq and is a predicted model, not a curated record. Gene Ontology annotation, molecular function: alpha-glucuronidase activity. Gene Ontology annotation, cellular component: extracellular region. The coding region runs from base 1 to 2532 and encodes 843 amino acids. The transcript is spliced from 6 exons.
AUGUUGGCCAUCCUUCUGUUCCUGCCUCUCGGACUUGCUGCCGCGGAGACUGGAAUCGAUGCCUGGCUUCGCUAUGCACCUAUACCGGACGCCGAGAGCUACCAUGGCUCUAUCCCCUCUAUAGUCGUAGCUCUGAACGACUCGCAAAUCAGUCCAGUCUACACGGCCGGUCAGGAGUUGCAGCAGGGAAUCAAUGGUAUCUUCGGCAAGGACUGCACGGUCCAGUACGAAGGUGGUGACGGACCUUCGGUGACUGUUGGCACGGUUGCUGGCUACGCUGAGACCGGCGGCAGCAUUGAUGAGCUUCCCGAGCUCGUCGAUGAUGGGUUCUAUAUGUCUACUGUGGGAGGCGAGGCGCUUAUUCUUGGCCAAAACGAGCGUGGUGCCCUGUAUGGAGCCUUCCAUUAUCUGGAACUGCUGGCCCAAGGCAACGUAACCGAACUUGCCUUCGCCUCCAAUCCUGACGCGCCGAUUCGUUGGGUCAAUCAAUGGGAUAAUUUGCGCGAUGGCGGCACGCACGGCAGCAUCGAGCGUGGCUAUGGUGGACACUCAAUCUUCUUCUGGGAUGGGGUGGUGCGAGACGACCUCACGAGGGCUUCUCAGUACGCCCGACUCCUGGCCUCCAUUGGCAUUAAUGCGGUCAUCGUCAACAACGUAAACGCAAACGAGACAAUACUCAACGAAACGAACCUCGAUGGCGUUGCCAGAAUCGCUGAUGCCUUCCGCCCAUAUGGCGUACAACUCGGCUUGAGCCUCUAUUUCGCAUCUCCUGAGGCUCUAGGCGGUCUGGACACAUUCGACCCUCUCAACGACACGGUAGUGGAGUGGUGGAACGACAAGACAAACCAGAUCUACGAAAAGAUCCCAGACUUCGCCGGCUACCUCGUCAAAGCGAACUCGGAAGGCCAGCCGGGACCAAUCACGUACAAUCGCACGCUUGCAGAUGGCGCCAACCUGUUUGCUCGAGCCCUCAAGCCCCAUGGCGGUAUCAUCAUGUUCAGGGCCUUUGUGUACGACCACGAGAGUCUCAACCAAACACUCAACUGGAAAGCCGAUCGUGCUAAUGCGGCCGUCGAGUUCUUCGAUGGCCUUGAUGACCAAUUUGAAGAUAACGUGGUCGUUCAAAUCAAGUAUGGUCCGAUCGACUUUCAAGUCCGCGAACCCGUCAGUCCGCUGUUCACGCAUCUCGUCAAAACUCCCGUGACGGUGGAGCUGCAGAUCACACAAGAGUACCUCGGACAGCAAUGUCACCUUGUCUAUCUGCCACCAAUGUGGAAAGAGCUCCUCGAUUUCGACCUGCGGGUCGACUCCCAGCCUUCGCCCCUAUCCUCGAUCCUGAACGGCCAGCGAUUCAACCGCAAACUCGGCGGCUACGCCGGCGUCGUCAACGUCGGCCUGAACGAGACUUGGCUCGGUAGCCACCUCUCCAUGUCCAAUCUCUAUGCCUACGGCAAGAUGGCGUGGGAUCCGACCUCGUCCCCCGAAGCACUGCUCAACACCUGGACCAAAUUGACCUUCAGCCACGACCAAGAGGUCAUCGACACCAUCGCUGACAUGUCCAUGGCCUCCUGGCCCGCGUACGAGAACUACACCGGCAACCUGGGCAUCCAGACGCUCACCGACAUUCUGAACGCCCACUAUGGGCCCAACCCGGCCUCACAAGAUGGCAACCCCUGGGGCCAAUGGACCCGCGCUGACGCCACAACAAUCGGCAUGGACAGAACGGUCUGGAACGGCACCGGCUUCUCCGGUCAAUACCCUUCCGAAAUCGCCGCCCAGUACGAAUCCCCCACCACCACGCCCGACAACCUCCUCCUCUGGUUCCACCACGUCCCCUACACUUACCGCCUACGCUCGGGCCAAACCGUAAUCCAACACUUCUACGACGCGCACUACGCCGGCAGUGCGACGGCGCAGACCUUCCCGACGCAGUGGUCCCGCCUGCAGGGCAAAAUCGACGCCGAGCGCUUCGAGGCCCAGCGCUUCCGCCUCGAGUACCAGGCGGGCCACGCGCUGGUGUGGCGCGACAGCAUUAAUAACUUUUACCACAACAAGAGCGGCAUUGCAGACCAGCAGGGGAGGGUCGGGAAUCAUGCGUAUCGUGUCGAGGCCGAGGAUAUGGCGUUGGACGGGUAUGUGCCGUACGCGGUCAGUCCCGUGGAGGCGGCGUCGGGCGGGUAUUGUAUCGUCACGAGCGAUAAUAGCACGAGGGGGGCGGCGAGUGUGGCCCUGGAAAGGUGGGAGAGCGGGCGGUAUGAUGUGGCGGUCAAUUAUUAUGAUCUGGCGAUCGGGAAUUCGACGUGGGAGCUGUGGAUUGGGGAGGAGAUGGUGGGGGAGUGGAAGGGGGACUUGGAGUAUCGGAUUGGGAAGGCGCCCGUGUUCUACAUCGAUGGGCAAACGGCCACGAGGAUCACGUUUAGGGGUGUGGAGGUCACCAAGGGGGAUGUGUUGAAGAUUGUGGGUGUGCCGGAUGGGCAGGAGCCGGCCCCGGUGGACUAUAUCUCGGUGCUGCCGGAGGGGGUGGUGGAUUAG